This is a messenger RNA of Alternaria incomplexa, 675 nucleotides long. RefSeq lists its product as uncharacterized. Lineage: Eukaryota; Fungi; Ascomycota; Dothideomycetes; Pleosporales; Pleosporaceae. The record is from RefSeq and is a predicted model, not a curated record. Bases 1 to 675 code for a protein of 224 amino acids. The transcript has 2 exons.
AUGAACGAAGAACGUAGACAUACGAGCCGUCAGCCCGGGGAUCCGUCUCGGCCAUCAAUAACAAAGGAAGACAUCGGACAAGCCGAGCGUAUGGUUGCAGACGCCGUCCAGAUGGUUGACGCAGCCAUGUCCAGACAUGCUACCAAAGCUCUUGCAAAAGAGAACAAGGCGUUAAGCGACGUUUGCAAAUCUGCAGAGUUCAAGUCCAGGGUGGCGACUUUUCGGCGAGACAUUCUUGCCAAAGAAGCUUUCCUGCCCCCAGACUCCGAGCUGGCCAAGGAGAUCGCGCGCGAACGUAUCGAUAAACGGGUGCAUGACUUCGAGAUAAAGCUGCAACGGGACAUGCUUGAUGAGCAGGCCCGACGGCCCGCUAAAACUUCGAACAAGCCUCCUCAUCGCCAUAGGCCGAAAACGCCGAGGUCUCGUCGAAAGCCUUCAUCAUCCGGAAACUUGUUGCCGAGCGAGAAGAGUGAAGGAUUUUGUCAUAGUAUCGAUGGGAUGGCACCCGUUGAGGUGAGUUCUACCGGCUUCGUCCACUUCCCACGACAUCCUGACGACGAGAAUGACUGGGAACGUGUAUCUCGCCAUUCGACACCGGAGCCAGAAGAGAAGGAAAAGAUCGGAGGCGACGUCAGUGGAUCGAAGGGAUUAUUGCAGGGCUGGUUUGGCAAGUAA